Messenger RNA from Aspergillus caelatus, 1176 nucleotides. RefSeq names its product beta-ketoacyl reductase. The record is from RefSeq and is a predicted model, not a curated record. Gene Ontology annotation, biological process: secondary metabolite biosynthetic process; fatty acid biosynthetic process. Gene Ontology annotation, molecular function: fatty acid synthase activity. Bases 1 to 1176 code for a protein of 391 amino acids. NCBI's taxonomy places the organism in Eukaryota, Fungi, Ascomycota, Eurotiomycetes, Eurotiales, Aspergillaceae. The transcript has 3 exons.
AUGCGGAGUGGCCAUCAUAAGGGGAAGGUCAUUAUUCGUAUGUCUGAGUCGCCAUCUGAACUUCAUGUAACGUCAACUCAGGGUAGUAUCACCUUCCCCUCUGAUGUCUCCUACCUUCUAGUUGGAGGGCUUGGCGAUGUCGGCCGUGUUCUUGCUCAGUGGAUGGUAAGACAAGGCGCUCGAGAGCUCAUAAUUCUGUCGCGGUCCACUAGACGCUUAGAACGAGAGCAAUCAUUCAUCAAGGAACUUGAGGCCCAGGAUUGCCAAAUCAUCACCAUCGCUGGAGAUGUGGCGAAUUUAGAGGACGUGAAAACAGCGUUGUCUAGUUGCACCAAGCCUCUUGCUGGUGUGAUUAACCUGGCUCUCUCCCUACAUGAUCGUACAUUCCUGCAGAUGUCACAUGCUGAAUGGAAGUCGGCACUCGCACCAAAGGUAUCCGGGAUGUGGAAUCUCCAUCGGGCCGUAGAAGGCCUGCCGCUGGACUUCUUCCUUGUUUUGAGCUCUUUUGCCGGCAUUACCGGUAACGUUGGUCAGGCUAAAUACACUGCUGCUUGCACAUAUUUAGAUGCCUUUACCCAGUAUCGUCGACAAAUGGGCCUUCCCUCUUCCGUAGUUGACCUUGGCGUCGUUGCGGGUUCAGCAGCCAUUCAAGAUCAAAAUAUUUCUCGUCAUUUAGACACAGUGGAAUGGACCCGAUUAAGCAGACAGCAAUAUUCUAGUGAGACGGAGUAUACAGAGAUGUUGGAAGAUGAGAGAUUGGGCCUGGAUGCAAGGUUUUCAAUGCAUCGGAAUUUAGCCAUUUAUGCGGAGAGCCGAAAGCCUAACAACCAGCUCAAGCUGCUCCUUGGGAGGAUUGAUGAAGAUCCCCGACUUCUUAGCGACCCGGAGAUGGGUACCACUCUAGUCUCACAACUGGCGAAAUUGAUCAAUCAUCGGACUACUCAGGCAUCAGAAGUGGACUUGGAACAAGCAAGCGCCGUAGCUGUUGGCUCAUUGAUGGCCAUUGAGGUGAAGUCCUGGCUUAGUCGGCAACUUGGAGUACAGUUGACCCUGGACGAGAUAUCGAAAGCGAAUACGGUGGGGACUUUGGCGCAACUCACACUCUUGAACGGGCGAAGACAAAGUACCAAGUUGGUGAAGAUAGCACUGAUUCCACCAAAGAAAGAUGAUCAAUAG